Messenger RNA from Penicillium olsonii, 1473 nucleotides. Lineage: Eukaryota; Fungi; Ascomycota; Eurotiomycetes; Eurotiales; Aspergillaceae. The record is from the annotation of a GenBank genome assembly.
AUGUCCGACCAAGAUCAACUGAAAAUAAAGCCCGAUGUCGUGGACCGGGAAGUAAACCAAUCGAACCACGACUUGGAACUGGCUAGCUUGCCAACAAGACAAGCCCGGCUGAAGGGAGCAAUAUGGGACACCUGGGACAAAUCACCCCGAGAACGUAAACUCGUUCGAAAGGUGGACUGGUGGCUAUUGAGCUAUGCAUGCACCGCGUAUUUCAUCAAAUCACUGGAUCAAUCCAAUACUUCUAAUGCAUAUGUUUCCGGCAUGAAAGAGGCUCUCGAUCUGAAAGGAAACGAUCUCAACUACCUAACAACAUACUGGAACAUUGGAUAUAUCAUCGGUCAGAUCCCAUCCCAGCUGAUUCUGACCAAGAUUCGACCCUCAAUCUGGUUACCGGCCCUUGAGCUGAUCUGGAGUAUCUUGGUUAUGGCCCUUGCAAGCGCAAAAAAUGCCAAAACGGUAUUUGCACUUCGCUUCUUUAUCGGCCUGUUCGAGGCUUCUGCCUAUCCAGGAAUAAUCACACUCCUCGGAAAUUGGUAUACACCACAAGAACUGGCAAAGAGAAGCGCCAUAUUCCAAGCUUCUUCAAGUGCGGCGAACAUGUUCUCCGGAUACCUCCAGGCGGCGCUGUAUUCGGGCAUGGAUGGUCGAUCAGGUCUGUCUGCUUGGCAGUGGUUGUUCAUUUUCGAUGGAAUUCUCGGGAUACCGAUUGCUUUGUACGGAUUUUGGGCCAUCCCAGAUGCUCCUAGUGAUUCGAAAACCCGUUGGCUGAGCGAGGAUGACACCAAAUACGCCGAACAGAGAAUGGAGGCCGUUGGGCGAGCGCCGGCGGCUAAGCUCACAUGGCGAACAUUCCUCGAUGUGUUUCGCACCUGGCCAGUCUGGCUGUUUUCCACGGCCUUCAUUGCUCAUGUUUGCGGUCUCCGGAUCUAUUCGUAUUUCAAUGUGUGGCUCAAAGCAACUGGCAAAUACACAGUUGAACAAGUCAAUGUGAUUCCCUCCGCUGGAUAUGGACUGCAAAUCAUUUUCACUCUCUUGUAUGCCUGGACGAGUGACUUUUUGAAGAUGCGGUGGCCUGUUAUCGCAUUCGCCUGUGUGCCAGCGUUGGUUGGGACGAUCAUUCUGUCUCUUUGGCCGGUGCACAACACCUCGGCGAUGAUGACGGGCUGGCUAUUGACCUAUAUUGAGACUGGCGCUGGGAUAAUCUUCACGUCUUGGGUUAGUGAGACUUGUGGGUUUUCGGCUGAGCAUCGCAUUGUUGUUAUCGGAGUGAUGGAGACCGUUUCCUUUACUUUCAAUGCUUGGGUGCCUCUGUUGGCAUAUAAUACCAGCCAAGAACCCCACUUCAAAGUCGGGUAUCAAAUUGCGGCCCUGUUCUUUGCAUUCGAACUUGUUAUGACUCUCGUGAUCGCGGGAGUUGAGAAAAGAUGGCCAGCUUCAAGUUUAGUGACAGAGGGCGAACCAGCUAGUCUGUGA